AUGCGGCGCACAGCAGAUUGUCUCCGUGGUUUAAAUAAAGAGACACAUUUUGAAUCAUUCAAGGAGGAUGCUGGAGUUGCCCAACUACAGCCUCCACAUCGUGCCCACAAACUGGUGCUGGCAGCUUCCAGCAUGCUUUUCAGGUCUCUCCUGGCCAGCUCAGACACGAUUUCUAUUGACACUACUGUUGUCUCCUCUGAGGAGUUCAGCUGUCUGCUGGACAUGGUCUACACAGGCAAGUUGCCCCUGGGUAAACACAAUGUUACCCGCAUUGUUGCUGCUGCAGACAACCUACAGAUGUUUGAUGUGGCUAUUGGCUUUAAAAAAGUACUGAGUUCUAUUGUGAACCCAAAGCCCUCACAUUCUGAAAGCACUUCUCAACGUUUAACUGAAGACAACAUUAAUAAGGACAGUAGUGACAUUUCUAUUGCACAAAACGAAGAUGUGCCAACGCAAAAAGAGGUGACAAAGUCAGCCAGUAAACAGAUGUCAUCCGUAAAAAAGAAGAAAGAAGAGGAGCAGGAGCACUGGGAGCCUGAAGAACCAUUGAAGAACACACAGGAGGAGGCAGCCUCAGAACAAGAUUGUGACACAGUUUUUAAAGAUUUGGGACAAUUCUCUGUACUUAGUGAACUACUGAACCAGAUGCCCAGAAUCAGAGAGCUGCUCAGCCAGAUGGCAGAGAGCAGCCUGGACCAACAGGACAGGAAGGUUGUGCUUACGUGUUGUGAAAGGGCAGAGCCUGAUAAAGUGGUGGAGAUGCUCCUGUCACAUGUAAGAAAAGGAGUUCUUAGUGAGACAGCGUUGGUCCGUCUGCUCUGGGCUCUUCAUCAAAACUCUCCUGCAACAACCACUCAACUGCAGAGCUUCCUCCAGGAGCUACGGACGGAGCCCACAGGCACCGGCCGACUCCAAGAGGGUCCCAGGGCAAAGGGCAGUGAGGCUGAGGACACAAAGGAGGACGACAACAACAACAACAACACAACUGAAGACUGCACUGAGGAAGGAGCCGAAGAGCAGCCGUCAUCCCCGUCUUCCUCCACCUCUUCCAGCAGUAAGAAGUUCACCUGCCACACCUGUAAAAGAACAUUUGACUACAAGUGCAGACUAAAAGCACACGUGAAGUGCUGCUCCAAAUCCAAGAAGAGGCCCUGGCAUCAGUGCCCUCAGUGCCCGGAGACACUGCCCUCAAACCAGGCUCUCAUGCGGCACCAGAUCCGAGUCCACAACUUUCCCGUCAAGACCAAAGUGGAAUGUGAGCUUUGUGGGCGCACCUUUGCCCACCCUUCAGGACUGAUUUAUCACAUGAGGAGCGAGCAUUUUGAAGAGAAGCCAUUUUCCUGUGAAGAAUGUGGUGCCAAGUUUGCCGCCAACUCGUCUCUGAAGAACCACAUGCGGCUGCACACGGGGGAGAAGCCCUACAGCUGCACAGAGUGUGACCAGAGCUUCACUGCGGCGGCGGGCCUGGCCUACCACGUCAAGAAGAAGCACGCACAGGGGAAGAUGUACGUUUGUCAGUACUGUAAAUCUGAAUUUGCUCAGUCCAUCGAGCUCACCCGCCACGUGAGGACGCACACCGGAGACAGGCCGUACGUGUGUCGGGAAUGUGGCAAAGGCUUCACUCAGGCCAAGGGGCUUUCGGACCAUCUGCAGUUAGCUCACAGGGAGCUACGCGACUGUCAGAAGUGCUGCCUGAGCUUCCCGUCGCUCCCGGAGUAUCAGCGGCACGUUCACGAAGCCCACCCCGGCGACUUUCACCAGUGUCCCGAGUGUGGGAGAGUGUUUGCCUCGCUGAGUCUGUUGAACAAGCACAAAGCCACACAUGCCGGGAGCAAACUGUUCACCUGCGAUCUGUGCAACAAGUCCUACCAGCAGCUCUCCGGCCUGUGGUACCACAACCGCACCACACACUCCGACGUGUUCAGCAACCACUCUCGACAGCUCAAAGCCCUGAUGCAGUGUGACCUCUGCUUCAAGUUCUUCCCGAGCAGCGAAAGCCUGGCUCAGCACCAGGCCAUAGAUCACCAAGGCUCCGCGGGCUCCUCAGGCUCCGCCCUCAGGUGCUCCUUCUGCCUAGCGCUGUUUUCGGGACCGGACUGGCUGCAGGAGCACAUCCAGACUCACCAUGUCUCUGAGCUGCAGGAUCACAGGCUCCGAGAGCAUCAAGCCCCGAUGGAGGUGGUGGCUGAGGCAGACGCUCUCCCGGAGGCUGCAGACACUCUCCCGGAGGCUGCAGACACUCUCCCGGAGGCUGCAGACACUCUCCCGGAGGCUGCAGACACUCUCCCGGAGGCGGCGCCCAGCGCAGCAGACCUGGUGCUGAGUCAAAGCCAGUCACACCUGGAGAACGCGCAGCAGGUGUUUGUGGCGCUGGCAGACGGACAGGAAGGCGCCCAAGUGGUGGAAGUGAGUAUGUUUGACCUGCUCAACAACUCCGUCACCUUCGUCUGUGAAGAGGGUGGAGCAGGCAGCAGCUCCUAA
This is a messenger RNA of Knipowitschia caucasica, 2481 nucleotides long. Lineage: Eukaryota; Metazoa; Chordata; Actinopteri; Gobiiformes; Gobiidae. The record is from the annotation of a GenBank genome assembly.